AUGGGUCAGACAGUUGUAACCCCCUUAAGUUUAACCUUGGAUCAUUGGAAAGAAGUUCGAAGCAUCGCUUCAAACCACUCAGUGGAUGUCAAGAAGGGAAAAUGGCAAACUUUCUGUUCUGCGGAAUGGCCCACCUGUAAUGUGGGCUGGCCAAGGGAUGGGACCUUUAACCUCACUACUAUUUUACAGGUGAAAGCAAAGGUGUUCGAUCGCGGUCCACAUGGACAACCGGACUAUGUCCCCUAUAUAGUCACCUGGGAGAGUCUAGCGGUUGACCCGCCACUAUGGGUUGCCCCUUUUAUCCCCCCCCAACCUGCCCCGCUGCUGCCUCUCCCUGCCCCUACUUCCUCCUCUUGUUGUCCGGUUGAUACCAAGAAGCAGCCCCUGAAACCGGUACUUCCCCCGGACCCCAAUACCCCCCUUAUAGAUCUCCUCUCGGAAGGACCCCCUCCCUAUGGAUCCCAAACCCAGGCACCAGCCGCGCCGCCCCAACCGCCCCUUCGCCCCCCCCUUGCACUCCCUUCCCCAGUGGCUGGACGCCUACGGAGCCACCGAGAGCAGCCACCACAGGGGGAGACUUCACAAGCCUUUCCCUUGAGGCAAGGGCCAGGGGACCAGAUUCAAUACUGGCCUUUCUCUGCUUCAGAUUUAUAUAAUUGGCGGACCCACAACCCGCCUUUCUCUAAGGACCCUACCACAUUAACUAACCUGAUUGAGUCUAUUUUAGUCACCCAUCAACCCACUUGGGAUGACUGCCAACAGCUCCUACAGGCUCUUCUCACGUCAGAAGAAAAGCAGAGGGUCUUCCUGGAAGCCCGAAAGAAUGUACCAGGCGACGAUGGGAGACCUACCCAGAUACUAGAUGAGAUCAAUGACACUUUCCCUUUGACUCGCCCUGAAUGGGAUCACACCUCAGCAGACGGUAGGGGGCACCUACGCCUUUAUCGCCAGUUGCUCAUAGCGGGCCUCCGUGGCGCUGGGCGCCACCCUACUAAUUUGGCCAAGGUAAAGCAAGUUUUACAAAAACCAGAUGAGUCUCCUGCUGCCUUUCUAGAGAGAAUUAAAGAAGCCUAUCGCAUGUACACCCCCUAUGAUCCGGAAGAUCCAGAUCAGGGGGUAAAUGUAUCCAUGACUUUUAUUUGGCAGUCCGCCCCAGAUAUUAGAAAUAAGCUCCAGAGAUUAGACAAUUUACAGGGACAGACUCUCCAGGAUUUAUUAAAGGAAGCAGAGAGGAUUUUUAAUAAACGAGAGACAGCAGAAGAGGGAGAGGACCGCUUACGCAGGGAGGCAGAGGAUAGAGAAGACAAGCUUAGAAAAGAAGCAGAAGAAAGGGAAAAUGCUAGGGAACGCCCUAACCCCGUAUUACCAGACCAAAAACCUAUUCCCCGGCCCCCUUCACCAUUAGUCGAUAUUCCAAAGCCCACUAACAUCGUAAUUGCCUCAUCCCCUCCUGCUACUGCGCCCCCUAGGCCCUCAUCCCUACACCAAGGGACGGGUGACUGUCUGUUCAACCUGAUAAAAGGAGCUUACUCCUCCUUAAAUGCCUCAGACAGUGACUGUGCCAAGGACUGUUGGCUCUGUUUAACCUCCAACCCCCCUUAUUAUGAAGGCUAG
Messenger RNA from Jaculus jaculus (lesser Egyptian jerboa), 1614 nucleotides. RefSeq lists its product as uncharacterized. The record is from RefSeq and is a predicted model, not a curated record. Gene Ontology annotation, biological process: virion assembly. The transcript has 4 exons. The coding region runs from base 1 to 1614 and encodes 537 amino acids. Lineage: Eukaryota; Metazoa; Chordata; Mammalia; Rodentia; Dipodidae.